AUGAUAAGGGGACCCAAAUAUUAAAUACAAAAUAUUCAGGAGCUUUGCAGAUCUCACUUUGAUGAUGAUUAAGAUCCAGAAAUAGAUCAAAAUGUUAGAGUUGACAAAUUUGGAAACCCUAUUAAUAAAUCAUUAAAAUUUCACAUCUGUUUUAGAGAUGAAAUCCUUCCUUCUCAAUAAAUAUUUGAUAUUCAUAUUGUGGAAAAUUGGAAAAACUAUAAUCUGAUUGAAGAAAAAGAGGAAUCGGAUGCUUGUUGUAAACAAUUUUGUUAGAUUAUAUGA
Messenger RNA from Paramecium sonneborni, 282 nucleotides. The record is from the annotation of a GenBank genome assembly. Lineage: Eukaryota; Ciliophora; Oligohymenophorea; Peniculida; Parameciidae.